Thecamonas trahens ATCC 50062 is the source of this 2952-nucleotide messenger RNA. RefSeq lists its product as uncharacterized. Gene Ontology annotation, biological process: endosomal vesicle fusion; autophagy; vesicle-mediated transport. The transcript is spliced from 2 exons. The record is from RefSeq and is a predicted model, not a curated record. Gene Ontology annotation, cellular component: cytoplasm; membrane. Bases 1 to 2928 code for a protein of 975 amino acids. NCBI's taxonomy places the organism in Eukaryota, Apusomonadida, Apusomonadidae.
AUGUACCCACUGUUCCGGCUACUGAAGGUCGUGGACCGAGUGGCCGGGAAGAAGGCACGGGUGACGGCAGCGAGUACAGCUGCUGAUGGCUCGACGGUGUAUGUGGGUACAAGUACUGGCGAUGUGCUCAAGUAUGCCUUUGAGUCGGAACUCUCGCAGUCUUUGGAAGCUUCGGCGGCAGCGUCUUCGGCGGCGGCAGCGGUCUCGGCGUCAGCUUCGGCGUCGUCGGCAGGAGUCGGCGUGGCAGAGGCAGAUACCGCGAGAUCGACUUUGGAGAUCAAGAAGAACGUGGGCGGGAAGAAGAAGAUCGAGACUAUUCUCCCGCUGAAAGCCGCAGGCCAUUUGGUGGUCCUCGUCGGCGAGACCGUGGUCGUCCUGGAUGCCGUGAGCCUCAAGGCGGUCUCGCCGCCAUUUCCCUCGCCGCGACACGUUCUCUGCAUUGCGCUCGACGCCAAGUCUGGGCGAAAGCUUGUGGCAGUGACAAAGAAGCGGGCGUACGUGUACGAGUUCUCCACCACCAUCGGCGACUAUGUGCCGGUCAAAGAGUUUGCGGGCCUACCCGGCCCGGUCCUCUCCAUCGCCUGGUAUGGCGACACGCUUGCGCUUGGAUACAAGCGUGAGAUCUCGGCCAUCUCGGUCAAGUCGGGUAUCACGACGACGCUCUGUUCGCGCGAAGUGGCUCCGACCUCGCUGACCUCGAUCACCGCCGACGCGGCCGCCAUGACCUCAGCCAUGCUCACCACGCUGAAUCCCUUUGCGUCGUCGUCAUCGGGCGCCACAGCGAGCACUUCGUCGUUGCUCAUGGCGCCGGUCCCGGGCGUCGGCCUUAUUUUGGUAGUCCACAACAACAUGGGCGUGUGCUACAACCUCGACGGCUCGCUCUCGGGCCAUACGGUGACGUGGUCGCAGCCGCCGUCAGCGGUGGCGGUCGCCUGGCCGAAUCUCAUCGGCCUCCACGACGGGCUGGUUGAGGUUCGCUCGGUCGAGGACGCCGCCAUCCACCAGACGCUCUCGUUGCCCGAGGCGACUCACAUCGGGUCGACCGGCUCCGUCCUCACGCUCUUCUCGGGCGCCCGGGUCUGGCUCGGGCUCAAGAUCUCGUUCGAGGCUCAGCUCGCAGAGCUCAUCCGCGCGCGACGGUUCGACGACGCCAUCAUGCUGUUCCAGAUCCGCGUGCCGGCGUCGGUGCCGACCCGCGACAAGCAGAUGCAGCUCCUCUACGAGAACAUUGCUUUCCAAGCCCUUGUCGACGCCAACUACGAGCGGGCCUUUCAGUUCUUUGCCCUCUCCACUGUUGACGCGCGCGACCUGCUCCACGUCUUUGACAUGCUCCCGCAGAGCCAGGCCAGAUACGAGUCGCGGACCCGUCCGCUUCACGCCAUCCAGCGCAAGCUCUCUGCCCAGGCGCCACACAAGGCGCAUCCGCUGCUGGUGGCGUUUCUGGAAGACCAGCGGACGGUCGCCGCCCGCGGCGAGCCACUUGAGCCUCUGGUGGCACAAGCAGUGGACACUGCGCUGCUGAGGUUGUACAUUUCCAAGUCGCCGCACAAGCUCCGGCCGCUUCUCACCGGCGCGAACGCGGUGCUGGUCGACGACGCACGGGCAGCGCUGCGAGCGGCCAUCGACACCCGGACCCGAACCGGGCCGUACGACGCGCUUGCUGCACUCGAGGCCUCCGUCGGUAACUACACCGAGGCGCUCGAGGUGUGGGCGACGAUUGUAGCGGGCGAGUGCAUCGACCCGUCCUCGGGCGGAGCCCGGCCGGCCAUCGACGUGCUCGCGUCACUCGAGGGCGGCAGCGACGCGAGCUGGGAGCUCAUUGCCAAGUUUGCGCCUGCGCUGCUGCAGGCCGACACUUUUGCAGCUCUGGACGUGUUUGUCUCCCCGACGCGUAGUGUUCCGCUCGACCAUGACUCGGUCCUCGCCUUCCUGGCCAAGUUCGAGCCGCUGCCGUGGCACGCGCUUCAAGCGGCAUACCUGGCGCACAUGGUGAGCGCAUACCACGUUGCGCACGAGCAGUAUCACACCCGACUGGUCAACAUCUAUGUCGACAGCGUGGCGGCAUGCCGCGAUCCAGUCCAGGCUGCUGCCAUGGCGGAAGCUUGUACGGCUCACCCGGGCGCGCCCGCGUGCAGCGAGGCAGCGCUCCGGGCGCGACUCUUGGGAGCGCUGGAGGAGCUCCCUUUCUACGACGUUGAUCUCAUCCUUGAGCGGGUCAAGGACAUUGGCGGACUCACCACCGAGCUUGUGGCGCUCUACCGCAAAGUUGGCCACCACAACGCCGCGCUCCGGGUUCUUGUCCACGACGAGACCGACGACGCCGGUGCGCUUGCAUAUUGCGCUGCUAUCCACGAGGUUUACGUUCACGAAAAGGCGCAGGCCGAGCGGCUGGGAGUCCCGCUCUCGACGCUUGGUGUGGUGGCGUCGGACGUUUGGAUGGCGCUCCUCGCGGCGUACCUGACGCCUCCUGAAGGAACGCCGGCGCCACGGGCGAGAGCGCUCGAGGCGCAGGUUGUGGCGCUCCUCUCCUCACACGGAGUGCACUUUCCGCCAAGCCAAGUCCUUGACUUGCUCCCGCCGUCGAUGCCUGUAGCGCGGAUCGGCGACUACCUCGUGACGGCGCUGCGUCGCAAGGUGGCGGCGCAGCGGCGGGCGGCGGUGAGCGCGGCGCUCAACCGAUCGGUGCACAUGCAGGUGGCGCUUGCGGCGGCCAAGGCCCGGGCGCCGCGGUCGGUGGUGAACCACGAGACGCUUUGCUCGGUCUGCCACAAGCGGCUUGGCUCGAAUGUGUUUGCGCGGUACCCCAACGAGGUUGUUGUCCACCUCAAAUGCUGUCGUGAUCCGCACAUUUGCCCAGUCACCGGCGUCGACUUUCGGCCGAGGCCAAACCAAGGCCGAGCGGUUCGGGCACGGCGAUGGCAGGCAUGAGAGAGAGUAAACAGGGCUUGCUGG